Molecule: messenger RNA, 3601 nt
Organism: Diuraphis noxia (Russian wheat aphid)
Lineage: Eukaryota; Metazoa; Arthropoda; Insecta; Hemiptera; Aphididae
Product: trafficking kinesin-binding protein milt
Biological process (GO): mitochondrion distribution; protein targeting; vesicle transport along microtubule
Cellular component (GO): cytoplasmic vesicle; mitochondrion
Molecular function (GO): myosin binding
Source: RefSeq, a predicted model, not a curated record
AUUAAAGUUUUAACUGUAUAUUAGUUAUACUUAUUGCUAAUUUUAUAGUUUUUGAUAAAUGGUGUUGAUAAAUGUACACGUACCCGAGCACAAAACCAUCUUUGAAUUACGAACAAAACUUAUUAAAUUAUAAUCCGUACACUGUCCAAAUGUCAGAAACAUUUAAUAAUAUUAAAUCCUAGACAUCAAUUAUGAUUUUCGGUUAAAAAAAUUGUAGUAGAUAUUUUACGAAAAAAAAACACCACAAUCAUUCGAUCGAUUAUGUCGUUAUUUUUGACCUACAAACAUUUUAAAACAACAAAACAUGUAUGUGAUCGUUCUUAGUCAUGCAUUAGAAUUUAGAGUUGCGUAGUCUUGUGGCGUGUUUGUCUUUAUUUAAUAGCAAGACGACAAUGACGAUCUGUCCCAUGUGUUAAUUAUACAUUUAUAAAUGAUGAAUACAUAUUGAAUGAAGUACGAGCGUAAACGAAUCAGUUAGUCAUGCGUAGUAAUUUUGUAACACGACUAUUAAUUAUUGUGACGAAAUGUGAUAAAUAUUCGUAACUUAUAAUGAAAUGAGUAUCCGUGAUGACCAUGAGGAUGUCAACCGCAUACAGUUAGCGACCUGUAAAUAUGAUGGACAUCCGACAGAUUUUGAAAAUGUCGGUCCGACUGAUGUCGAAUUCCAGUCUGGCGGUAGAGAAGACUUAUGCGAAAACCCGUUGGUGGUCAGCUCGAAUACGCUGGAAACACAAGGCGAAUCGCCCAAGUGCAUGUACCAUUUACUGUCGCCGACGGUGCCGGCAAAGACACCUGUAGACCCGAGAUUUUCUUCGGAGAAACCUCCACGGGUACGAAUGAUAUUGCCCGAGCUUAAUAGAGUCCUAUGCAGCAACCGUGUAAGCCAAAUGACAAAAACCUAUAAUGAUAUCGAAGCAGUAACCCAACUAUUAGCCGAAAAAGAAAAAGAUUUGGAGCUAACGGCGCGCAUUGGCAAAGAACUUUUAACCGGCAACCAGACGCUCGAAGCCAGGGUGGGAUUGCUUGAGACAGAGUUGAAGACUGUCAAUGAGCGUUACACACAGGCUUCGUACGAGCUGCAAAAAAAAAACGACCUCAUCAAAAUACUCAGUAACGAUGCCGAUGAAACUGGCUACGAAGCGAAUGAUGAUGCAGUUGAAAACGAAAAAUAUUACGGCGUCAGUGUCGGUUAUUUGCAAACACGGCUCAAAAAUCUGGAGGACGAAAACCGUAGCUUGCGGGGUGAGGCAAACAGACUUGCAAUGGAAACCGACGAGGUAGAAGCCAAAGAAGCACAACUGAUGUCCGACUUUGCAUCUCAACUCAGUGUCACGAGGUCUGACCUGUCCGUCAUUAUGGAACAAGCAGACAAACACAGGGAAGAAAACGUAACACUGCACAACAACUGCGAGUUCCUACGCUCAAAAUUGUCCAGCAUUGAGGCGUCUUUAAAAAUUAAAAAUGAUGAGAACGAAGAACUUAUGGCCAUGUUGAUGUUGGCAAGGGACACGCAAAAUGAGUUGGCAUCUGAAAUUGUCGAAGUGAAAAAACAAUAUGAAGAAGCACUAACUAUGCUUCAUGAAUGUCAAACCGAACUUAAAGGAUAUAGGGAUAAACACAUACCGCUAGCUCGAGCUGGCCCUCUAUUCACGUCUCUUCCACCAUACUUGAACUCAAAUGGGCUUCACAGCCAUGGUCAUAGCUCUUUGGAGAGUUCAUUGUUUUCCGAACUCAGUCUGGAUUCAGGAAUAUGUACUGGACGAAUGUCUGGGGCAAGUAGUUAUAAGAAGUCUAUUGGAAUGAUGAAGUUGACGUCAGCUAUGGAAACAAGCACUAGAAAUUUGUCCCGGCAAACUGCGUACAACGAUCUAACUGAAGAAUCACCUACUCAUAGUGAUUGUGAUGAUUUCUCUGACACCGAUUCUUUUAUURUUGAACAACCUGGUAUACCUGGUGCCCCUGGAUCUGAGGAUUUAGCCAAUGCCUUGAAACGUCUAACACCAGCAUCAAUAAAAGCAAGACGCGCAGCGUUAGGAUCUGGUUUUAUGUUUGCUKAUCCUUAUGACUCAGCUGAUACUAGAACCCCUGACUCAAUUAUGUCUACUGGUAGCAUAAGUUUGACAACUUGGAAAACACCAAAUAAACUACAGUUGGUUAAGCCCAUGCAAGGUUCAUUUACGCUACAACAGUGGAAUGCUCAAUCUGUUCCAUCUCUCAGCUCUAUUCUGGAAGAACAACCUCAAGGCGUGAUCAAAAAGAGUGAUUCAACUGCUCCCAUAGCAGGGCUUCCUCAAACUUUUAGACUAGACGAAAUUGAAGAAGAUGAACCUAGAACACAUCCUGGAAAAAUGUUUCAAAUGUCCACUCACAUCACUACAUUAACCAAUUCCAGGGUAAUGCAUCCAGAUGAUGGUACAAGUGUUACAACCAGUGUUCGAGGUAGUGCCAUGUCAACUGCAGUAAAUAGCUGCGCCAAUAGUCGAGUACCCACCAGAGAGACUACACCUAUGUUAUCUAGGAGAAAUUCAACUACAACAUUUUCUACUAACUGUGGAUUAGCAGCCAUGUUAAAUGAAAGGGGUAUUAGAGCAAUUACACCUUCUGCCCUAGCAACACCUAUGUUUUCUGCAACAGCCACACCUUGUAACAGCCCAUAUGGAUCGCCUGGUGGGUCCCCCGAUCGUUCUCGUUCGCCUUCACCAUCAGAUUCUCCUUACUCACAUCCAUUUGGAUUACCUGGAUAUUUGAUGCACAGUGGUGCCAAAUUAUUGAGAAAGACUUUAACAGGYACUGAAAAAGGUACUGAACACCACAAGUCUCGCAAAUCAAAAUCACUCAUAAGGCCAGACAAAAAGACAUUGGCUGGUAUACGACUUGUAGAGACAAUGAAACACUAUAUACCAACUGUUCCACCAGAUAUGUCUAGUCAUCAUGUAUUCGAAAUAGGAGACUGUGUUCCCCCUAAGCCUGAAAAUGGUGCAUUGCAACGACGUCUAAAACAAUUAGAUAAUGGCAGUGAUAGUGGCGGCCCCAGACUUCGUAUGGACUUGGGUACCGUAGGUUCUUCAGCAAAUGACCCUCAGCCUUCACGAGGGACACUCAUCAGUUCUAUGUUUUUUGCUCGUAAAGGAGGGUUACUAUAAAAGAAUAUAUUUAAAACUAGUUUGCCUUAAAUGUACAAUGGUGCAAUGUUAAUAUAUAAUUUUAUUUUUAAUAAGUUAUUGCGGAAAUCAGAGGCAAUUGAAUGUAUUUGCUGGUAUGUUUAUCCUACUCAAUUGACUAUAUAUAAUAAUCAAACACUUUCAAAGGCUAUUUCGUUUUAAAAUCAUAAGUAUGAUUCCCUUAAAAACCCAUAAAUUUGUUAUAAAUUUCAACAAGUUAUUGCUUUAGUUAGUUCUUAAAAAUGUAUCAAUAACAACUUAAAUUUUUUUUCAAAUGAUAGACAAUUUUUUCUAUUGGGUAACUAACCAGUAAUUGCAAAAGUAUUUUGGUAUAUUAUUUAUUACAUAAAUAGUAACCAUUAAAAUGUUAUGUAUAUUAAUCAUUUAAUAGUCAUGCUUUACUCAUGCCUAUAAUAUGCAAAUAACAUAUUUUAGAUGCU